Galleria mellonella (greater wax moth) is the source of this 1412-nucleotide messenger RNA. RefSeq lists its product as uncharacterized. The coding region runs from base 286 to 915 and encodes 209 amino acids. The transcript is spliced from 4 exons. NCBI's taxonomy places the organism in Eukaryota, Metazoa, Arthropoda, Insecta, Lepidoptera, Pyralidae. The record is from RefSeq and is a predicted model, not a curated record.
GAUAACUUGAUCGACGCGCGCGCAGCUUGAAUUUUCCUAAGUGAAGUGAACUGAAUAUUUGUUUUACGGUGUUGUGAUUUUAAAAAACUCUCAGAAUGUUUUCAUCAAGAAUAUACACAUCAAUACAAAUCAUCAUCAUAUUGAUGAUUACUCAACAACUCAGAUGCACAGAAGAAGGGUUACUUACGAUACGUAAAAGAUGGCUGUUUCAUAAAAGGUGAAGCUCUAAAUUGCGUCAAAUAUAAAGCUUUGAAAAUAGCCCAGAAAACGCUGUUCGGUGAUAAUAUGGCAUCAAAUGAAACGAUUAAAGCUAAUCACAUGAUUAGUUUUGUACCUUUAGAUUCGGAGACAAUAGAAAAAUUAAGUGUGAAUGAGAAAAAAGAUUCAGUUGUAAUGGAACCUAAAAGUUUUAUCUCCGAAUGGUCUGAACUGGCCAAGUAUUUUAUGAAGUUAUUAAAAGAUUUCUUUAAAGUGAAAGGUUUGAAAGUAAAUCUACCAGAUGGAGCGCGGACUGUUGAAGAAGAAGAAGAAGUCGAUGAUGGCCGUGGUAGAAGAAAGAAGUUGGCCAUCGUGGUCCCGCUUCUCACUCUUCUAGCAGCGCUCAAGGCGAAGUUGCUACUCAUACCGAUUCUUCUGUCAGUAUUCUUCAUAAAGAAGCUGUUGCUGGUCGCAGCACUGUUGGUGCCGAGUUUGUUGAAUACUCUGAAAGCUUGUAAGCAUCAUUAUCCGAUGUCGCACUACUCCUAUUUCGGCAGCAGUGACAACUCCGACUUCAGUUCUGAUUACGGGAACAGUUACGCUUAUUCCUCCGGUGGCGGUUACGGCAAGGACUGGGCUUCGAAUAGGGCGUAUCAUCCUAAACACAGACCUUCGCCAGCACCUAUGUACAUCACUGCGCCGGGAGCAGCUGCAUAGUUUCGUCCAUUAGGUUUAUAUACUACUAGUGACCCGCCCCGGCUUCGCACGGAUGCACACUACAUCUCAUCACAUUAGAAAUCUCUAAAAUUAUCAGUAUUUUAUAUUAUACAUAUAAACCUUCCUCUUGAAUCACUCUAUUUAUUAAAAAAAAAAAACCGCUUUAAAAUCCGUAGCGUAGUUUUGAAGAUUUAAGCAUAUAUAGGGAAGGACAGAUAGCGACAGCGACUUUAUUUUAUAUUAUGUAUACUAUUAUUACUUUUUGUUCAUCUAAAAAUCAUACAUCUAGAUGAAGUAUUGAGUAUAAAAUAAUGUCCCAAAAAAAGGUUAACCUGUUGACAAGUUCUACCGCCGUUUUUACAUAUAGGAUGUUUAAAUAUUAAAUCUAUAAUAAAAAUCUAUAAUUUAAUAAGAUAAUUUAAUAAAUUGUACAAAAAACUGGUUUUACAAUAUUGAUAAAAUAGUAAAUUGAUAUUAUAUCAGUUAAAAGUCAUCAG